Linum tenue is the source of this 3210-nucleotide messenger RNA. The record is from the annotation of a GenBank genome assembly. Lineage: Eukaryota; Viridiplantae; Streptophyta; Magnoliopsida; Malpighiales; Linaceae.
AUGGAAAUCAACAGUCUCGUGAAUCGCCUGUCUCAUCUCUGCAUCAAGAACCCACACAUCCUCAACGUCCACCCAUUCCUCGGGCAAUGCAUCCCCCAUCCUUUCACCUCCAUGGCGAACGACGUGCUCUCUGCAGGACGCAACAUCAUUCAGAAGAUCCGCGACAACAUAACCUUCAUCAUGGCUUCUGAGUGGCGCGUGGAUAUGUUCUUCGAUCUCAAAGUCCAGCUCCAGGUCCCCGGGGAUGCAGGUUUGCUCUUUGAGAAACCGAGCCAGUGGAGCACGACGUAUGAGAUGCUGCAAUCCGCUUGGGAUACGAAAGAAGUCUUCUCCUGCUUGGACACUCUUAUUCCUGAAUACGGAGAAGCCGAUGCUCCAACCACGGAAGAUUGGAAUCGAGUUGAAAUCAUCUGCAGCCACUUGAAGUCCCUCGUCGACGCAACGAACUCGCUCGCCUCCUCCCCCCCUUGCCCUGCUGCCACAUUGUUACUGAAUGCCAUGUGUGUCCGCUUGCAGAUUGCUCAAUUUGCAGACAGCGGCGAUCAGUUCGUCCGCAGCUUCAUCGACCCGAUGCAGGGGAAGAUGGAGGAGUACUGGAAGCAAUGUGGUGUGGCUCUCGCGAUUGCUGUAGUCAUGGAUCCUCGCUACAAAAUGAAGCUCGUGGAGUUCAGCUUCCCCAAAAUCUUUGGAGACGAGUCGUCUUCUGUCUACGUGAAGAUGGUCGAUGAUGGGGUUCAUGAGCUCUUUGCUGAGUACCUUUCGAUUUCUCCACCACCUCCAUCCACAUCUAAUUACGGCUGCAGUCAGGGAGGGAGUGUUUCGGAGCACGGGCUGGCGGAUUUUGAUGUUGAAAGUGGCUUUGGAGAAAAGAUGGAAAUCCCCGAAGAGAAGUAUGAGCUGACACCCGUGGAGAAGAAUGUUAAGCCAGCAAGGCGAAGGAAGACAAAGUCCCGUGUCUGGAAUUACUUCACAGUCGAGAGCGUCAGCUCGGAGUGCAAAAGGGCGUUCUGCAACACCUGCAGGAGGAGCUUUGCUUACAGCACGGUACAAGAGAAUGGCAGCACGAAAGUAGCCGGUACUAGCCACCUCAAGCGCCAUCUCGAGAAGGGAACCUGUGGAGCCACAACAGGGCUCGAUAACAAUAACGAAGGCGAUGGUGAUCAGACUACUCCUUUUACUCCUUCAACCAGGACUCGUCGGACCAAAGCCAAUAGUGCGUCUGGUGCAAGUACAGGGGUCAGCGAGUCGAGAAAGCGCCGCUACAGAUCUCCUGCCUACACGGCGGUGUUCAAUCCUGAUAUCUGCCGCCAUGACAUUGCUCGAAUGAUCAUCAUGCACGAUUACCCUCUUGACAUGGUCGAGCAUCCUGGGUUUCAAAGUUUCGUCCAGAGUCUUCAGCCACAGUUUGGUGCAGUCAGCUUCAAGACCAUCCAUGGAGAAUGCGUCGCAUCUUACUUGAGUGAGAAGCAAAAGGUGACGAGGUUGAUUGAUGCGAUGCCAGGGCGAGUCUGCCUUUCUCUUGACAUGUACAUGUCGAGAAACAGCGUGGGUUACGUGUUCAUAACGGGCCACUUCACCGACAGCAAUUGGAAGACCCAAAAGUUGAUUCUCAAUGUUGUCCUCGAACCAUAUCCUGAUUCGCAUAAUGCCCUCAGCCAUGCCGUUGCUUGUUGUCUCUCCGACUGGAGGUUAGAAAGCAGGCUCUUUUCCCUCACAUUGAACCAUCCAGUGCCUGAAGCAGGGCUGGAGAAUCUCCGGUCUCAUCUAUGCGUCAAGAAUCCACUCAUACUCAACGGUCAGCUCUUGCUCGGGCAAUGCAUCUCACAGACUUUCACCGCCAUGGUCAAUGACAUGCUGUCUGCGGGACGUGACAUCAUUAAGAAGAUCCGUGACAACAUGAAGUACGUCACCACUUCGCAGAACCACGUGGACAUUUUCGUUGAUCUCAAGCGGCAGCUUCAGGUCCCCGGCGAGGUACGUUUGUUCCUUGACGACCAGAGUCAGUGGAACACGACUUAUCAAAUGCUAGUGUCUGCUUCAGAUCUAAAAGAAGUCUUCUCUUGCUUGGACAAUGUUAUUCCUGAAUACAAACUAGCUCCGAACAUGGAAGAUUGGAAGCAGGUUGAAAGCAUCUGCACGUACUUGAAGUCUCUCUCCGAUGCAAUGAACUUGCUCGUCUCUUCCCCUUGCCCUCCUGCAAUCACACUGUUCCAGGAGGCGUUUAGCAUCCACGCUAAGAUUGCUUGUGCAGCAACCAGUGGCGACCCGUUCGUCUGCAGCUUCAUCAAACCGAUGCAGGACAAGAUAGAGAAGUACUGGAAGGAAUGUGGGUUAGUUCUCGCGAUUUCUGUAGUCAUGGAUCCACGCUUCAAAAUGAAGCUCGUGGAAUUCAGCUUCUCCAAACUCUUCGGAGAGGAGUCUCCUCUCUACGUUAAGAUGGUGGAUGAUGGGCUCCACGAGCUCUUCGACGAAUACCUAACGCUUCCUCUACCACCAUCGCCAGCUUACAGUGUCGAUCAUGGGAAUGUUGAUCGAGCGGACGAGCAAAACCAGGGAGGCAAUCUUUCUGAAUACGGGCUGGCAGAUUUUGAUAUGUACAUCAUGGAGACGACAAGCCAUCAGUUGAAGUCGGAGAUGGACCAGUAUCUGGACGAGAACCUCGAGGGGCGGAGCUCCAAUUUCGACCUGCUGGAAUGGUGGAAACAGAAAAGGUCGAAGUACCCGACGCUGUCGAAGAUGGCGAGGGAUAUCUUGAGCAUACCUGUGUCAACUGCCUCGCCCGAAUUGGUGUACAGUACCAGGCCAAGGGAGCUGAGCCCGCAUGCAAGGUCAGAGACUUUGGAGGCGCUUGUGUGUACUAAGGAUUGGUUGCAGCAUGGGUUGCCGGAAGAUUUCGCAGGAUUAGACAGCUUGGUGGUGUCGGAUCUUUCGAAUCCUGCCUUGAAAAUGGAGUUCUAGGACUAGGAUACUUCUCUAUGGUUGUCGCAUCAAAUUUUCACAGACCUUGGUAUUGGGGUAGGGUGGUAUUUAUUUGCUUUCUUUUGGCAUUUUCUUCUAGGUAUUUUAGUAGGAAAUUCAUAGUCAUUAGCUCAUGAUCGGUUAGGCUAACUGUUUCUCAUUUCGAUUUACUAUUAUUGUACCAUUGGGAUGGAAUUGAAGAAGGAAGUUGAUGGAUUUGCUUGGACAUGGUACCUAAUUAUGGCUUCUGUU